Aspergillus welwitschiae is the source of this 1239-nucleotide messenger RNA. RefSeq lists its product as uncharacterized. The transcript has 2 exons. Lineage: Eukaryota; Fungi; Ascomycota; Eurotiomycetes; Eurotiales; Aspergillaceae. The record is from RefSeq and is a predicted model, not a curated record. The coding region runs from base 157 to 981 and encodes 274 amino acids.
ACUACUCGGUACAGAACCAUUGUUUCCCCAAUUGCGCGGAGAACAAAUACAUUUUGCAUUAUUUCCCUCAGCAGGAGAAAGGGAGCAAGCAGUGCGUGUGCGUGUGAGUGUUUGGUGUGCUGCCCUAGGACCCAGCACAUUUAGGAAAACCCUGCAAUGAGCUGCUUGGACAAUGAAUGGUCAAUUCCGAAAAAAGACAUUCGGAUCCUCUCCCUCGCCAUUCUAUACGUGAUUGUCAGCCUAUUCUGCAUUCUAGUCCUACUAGUUCAGCGUCUUCGCCGUCCACCACCCUAUAGAUCCUACGCCUACGUACCACAAGAGAGGCAAAUGAUGGACCCGCCACCAUUUACGCCGUCCGAGAAGUGCGAUCGUGGUGGUAUCGUGGGUAGUGGUGGCGAAGAGCCCGUCGGCAGGAGUGCAGCAGUGGGCCUAGGCCUAGUCCAGGGCCACGGCUACGGCGUAGGCUAUCUCAAUGACCCAGCCUCCCAGGGCGUUGGUCCAUUCCCUUCAGCCUGUGAUGUCCUGCAGCCACUUUCCCAGCUGUCUCCCUUACCUUCUAGUGGUUAUCUAGCGGCUGUCCUGGCCCGCGAGCGGAGCCAUUGGACAAAGCAAGCAUCUGGGUCGGAUGGUCAUCUGGUGCCGUUGUCGCCCGGGUGUGCCGCCUCCGCCCCUGCCCACGACCAUCGUUCAGCUACACCCCCCGCGGUGAGGAUGGAUGAUCGCGUCGGUGACUCGUCAUCUGAAGCGCCAACUCAUGGUUCCAUGGUGGUGUCAGAUCCUAUGCGCCAGCCCGGGAUUCCUGCGCCGGUUCAGUGCCAUGCCAACCCUAUUGCUACUAGCCACGAACAGGGGGUCCCCAGUAUCGCAAACCUUAUCGGAUCCCAUCCUUCCCAAAAUUGUGGCUACGCAGUUCAAUACCUGCACGACGCAGAUGAGGAGGGGGUGCGCUCCUGGCGACGGUUGAUGAUCGAGUACAGCUAGCUAAGCUGACUGAUGGUGUGAUGUUUCCUCUUCGAGAACGAUGCAUUGUGGGGGGUUUUUUUUGCUCUUCCUCCAGGAUUUGGCUUCCUCUGUUUACCUUUCCUCUUUUAGUUGUGGGCUUCGCUGUUCAGUUUACCUGUUCUUUUUUUUCUCUCUCGGGGACGGCUUAUGAGGAUUUUCGGGCUAGUACCAUAGGGCGUCUGUCCCGAACGACAGCGCCCAAAAGGGUGGCAGUGUGUGCUUUAGUUUCCUUUAUUU